This is a messenger RNA of Dermatophagoides farinae (American house dust mite), 3035 nucleotides long. Its product is annotated as protein argonaute-4. Gene Ontology annotation, molecular function: RNA binding; protein binding. Lineage: Eukaryota; Metazoa; Arthropoda; Arachnida; Sarcoptiformes; Pyroglyphidae. The record is from RefSeq and is a predicted model, not a curated record.
GUUGUUGAGCUGUUGUUUAUUGUGCGACGUUUAGUUUUCUGUUGUGAAAUUCGCUUUCGUUUUUGAUUUUGAUUUUCGUCAUCAUUAUUAAUCAAAAAAUUUUGAUUUUUUUUUCCCGAUUCUGAUUCAAUUGAAAAUUUUCAAUCCAAAAUGAGUGGUAGAGGAGGAUAUCGUGGUGGUGGUGGUGGUGGUGGCGGCGGCAGAGGCCGUGGUUAUGAUCGUGGUGGUGAUGGUCAAGAUCGUGGGGGUGGCCGUGGUGGUGGAUUUAAUCGUGGCGGUGGUGGUGGUGGAUUUAACCGUGGCGGUGGUGGUGGUGGAUUUAAUCGUGGCGGCGGUGGUGGAUUUAAUCGCGGUGGUGGACGUGGCGGCGGACGUGGUGGUGGUUCGGGUGGUGAUCGUGGUUAUCAACAGCCGAAUGUUACAUCAUAUCCUGAAUCUCAAAAUUAUGCUAUUGUUCGUCGUAGUGUUGAACCACAUGGACAACACGGAAAACAAGUUGAAUUAUUGGCUAAUCAUUUCAAGAUCAAUGUUGGAUCAGUUUUGGUGUAUCAAUAUGAUUUGAGUAUCGAUUUUGCCGACGAAAAUGAUCGUCAAUAUUUCAAUGCUGACAAUGAUAAGAAGCAAAAAUAUUUUGCCAAACAUUCAUAUGCAAUUUUUCAAGAAUUUGUUGCCGCUAAUGCGAACUUUUUCAAUUUCCAUUAUGUUUAUGAUCGUAGCAAGAAUUUGUUCACUUCUAAACCAUUGAAUACGAGUGUAUUGCCCAAAACAAUCGAAGUACAAAUUGAAAGUCGCAAAAAACAUUUUCAAAUCGCUUUAAACAUGGUACAACAGAUUGAUCUGACUCAUAUUGAUGAAUAUUACAAAAUGACCGCAUCGGAUUUGCCUGAAGUUAUGCGACAUUUCAUGGAGUUAUUGUUCCAAUAUUGUUACACUUGUCGUUUUUUCUCGCAUCAACAUGGCUUUUACGAUACCGAUUCAAGUAGUUUGAUGCGUGGCCCAAUGGAAUGGGUUAAGUUUGCUAGUGGUUUUAGCCAUGGUGUUUGUCUUACCGAAAUGGGAUUAUCGUUGAACAUUCAUUUGAAAACAUCAUGUUUGAUCUCUCCUUCGGUGGAUGAAUUAUCAAAAUUGGUAACAUUGAUUGCUGGUGGCCGUGAUCCAUCACAAUUUGGUCCUGGUGAUAUUGUUGCAGCGAAUAAAAUUAUUCGUGGAUUGAAAAUUUACACUACUCAUACUGGUCGUAAAACAUGUUACACCAUCAAAGGAUUGACUGUUCAGAAGCCUAAUGAACAUAAAUUCACUAAAAAAACUAAAGAUCAAGAUGAAGGUCAAAUUGUAUCGAUUCAGGAAUAUUUUCUUGAAAAAUACAAAGUGCGUGUACAAAAUUAUCCAUUGGUUUCUACGGUUGGCAAAGAACAAUUCAUUCCACUUGAACUUUGCCGUAUGGUCGAUAAACAAUUUUUGAACAAUUCAAAAAUUCAAGCCGAUGCUAACAUACCGAAUGAAUUGCUUCGUGUAUCGACACAUAAACCACUGAUUUAUUUCGAUAAAUUAUCAAAAAUUUCCAAUCAAAUUCCAUCAUUAAGUCCAGAAUUGAUGUCUGAAUUUAAAACGGAUUUUUUCACAAAACCAAUUCGUUUCACUGGAAGGGUAUUGGACACACCACGUCAAAUGAAUGCACAACGUAUGGAACCGUUUUUUCGCUCCAUACCGAAAACUCCAUGGGCAUUUGUUAGUUUGGAUAUCAAUUUCAAUAAACCGGACGUUGAAAACAUUGUUAGUGAAUUGGUGACAACUGCUAAACGAUAUAAGCUUGAUUUAUCCAACUGUCGAAACAAGAUUGUUACACCAGUCAAUCCUGGCAAUCUGGCACAAGUGGAUUUAAUUUUUGCCAAAAUUAAAACCGAAAUUCCCGAUUUGAAAUUAUUGUUUGUCGCAUUGCCUCAAUGUGCUGGCAUGUAUAACAUGGUAAAAUUUUGUGGUGAUCAAAAAUAUGGUUUCGCUACUCAAUGUUUGAAUUCAAUGAAAGCUAAACAACGUGGACGUGGAUAUUUAGACAACGUACUGUUGAAAGUAAAUGGAAAAAUUGGUGGCCAAAAUAGUAUUAUCGAUGCAUCAGAAUGGAAAAAAUUACCAUUCGAUCAUGCGAAAACCAUGGUAUGUGGUAUUGAUGUUAAUCAUCCUGGCCAAACGGAACGUAUUGAAAGUUCAAUUGCAGCCGUUGUUGGUAGCUAUGAUGAUUUGUUUACAUUGUAUACGGCAUCUAUUUGUUCACAAACUAAACGUUGUGAUGAAGAAAUUACGUGUUUGGAACCAAUGAUUACAGAAUUGUUGGAUGCAUAUCAUCAACGAAAUAAAUUCUAUCCACAAACAUUGGCUGUGUUUCGUGAUGGUGUAUCGGAUGGCCAAUUUCAGUAUGCAGAAAAGGAAAUCAAACAAAUCCGUACGGCUUUUCGGAAAAAAGUACCGAAAGGGAAAAUCAUUUUCAUCGUCGUACAAAAAGGUCAUCGAACACGAUUUGUAUUGUCCAAACCGAGUGGCCCAAAUGAUCGUCCCGUGUAUAAUGUACCAUCGGGAACUGUUGUCGAUCACACUAUUGUCGAUCCAUCACAACACAUGUUUUUCUUGAAUUCACAUUUCUCACAAUUGGGAACAUCACGUCCAAUGAAAUAUGUUAUAUUGGAAAAUGAUUUCGACAAGAAAAUAUUCAACAAUGAUGCAUUGCAAAAAUUUGUUUUUUAUCUUUGCCACAAUUGUACUCGAUUCCGUGGUGGUGCCAUUGCUUUGCCAACACCAGUUCGUUAUGCUGAUCUUUGUGCUUAUCGUGCUAAAAUUCAUGUUGAAGCCCAAAUUGAAAAACUAUGUAUGCCUCGUGGCCAAAUCAUUCAAGGUGAUUAUGAAAAGAAAUUGAUUGAUCGCUUGAAUGAAUUGGUAAAAAUUCAUCAAUCACUUAAACGUGUUCUUUACUAUGCUUAAUGGCAAACAAUAUAAACAGAUUCUCUUUUUUUUCAAUCAUUAAAAUUUAAAUUCAAUUUCUA